AUGGAAUUAUUUGCUGUUCAGAAAGAAGGACGUUCGAAAACUGCAAGUCAUUUCAGUUGCACGAAGGAACGCGCUGAGAUCGCACUGAGAUCAACGAUGUUUCAUCUAGGGUCUGGUCAUUUCAUUCUGUUGGCAGCGCUUGUUAUGGGAUCAAGUUAUGCGAUAAAGUGCGUGGAUGACACACAAGGCGGUAAGAUCGUAGCAUGUCCCAGCAAUAAUCCGUACUGUCUUCGGAUGAAAGGCAAGAGUAUCAUUAACAGAUCGUGGGUUGUUAUGAGAAGCUGUUAUGAUCCAGAAAUGCUGGAUUUUUGUAACCACCAACGAAUACCUGAGGGUUACCGUACUAAACGCAAAAUACGCAAUAUCGACGGUUCGUUCCUUUACGUUUCAUGCUGCAACGAUCAAUCACCUGGAUGUAAUCGCAGUCCGACGUUAACGUCAAACGUUCAACUUUNAUUUCUUGCUAAAUGUUUCUGA
Molecule: messenger RNA, 477 nt
Organism: Anisakis simplex (herring worm)
Lineage: Eukaryota; Metazoa; Nematoda; Chromadorea; Rhabditida; Anisakidae
Source: the annotation of a GenBank genome assembly